Molecule: messenger RNA, 951 nt
Organism: Ustilaginoidea virens
Lineage: Eukaryota; Fungi; Ascomycota; Sordariomycetes; Hypocreales; Clavicipitaceae
Exons: 5
Coding region: 1-951 (316 amino acids)
Biological process (GO): positive regulation of protein phosphorylation; rescue of stalled cytosolic ribosome
Cellular component (GO): nucleus; cytosol
Molecular function (GO): translation regulator activity; protein kinase C binding; ribosome binding
Source: RefSeq, a predicted model, not a curated record
AUGGCUGAACAAUUGAUCCUCAAGGGCACUUUGGAGGGCCACAAUGGAUGGGUUACCUCUUUGGCCACCUCCAUGGAGAACCCCAAUAUGCUCCUGUCCGCUUCUCGCGACAAAACCCUGAUUAUCUGGAACCUCACCCGCGACGAAACCCAAUAUGGCUACCCUAAGCGAUCCCUAAAAGGCCACUCUCACAUCGUCUCGGACUGUGUCAUCUCGUCUGAUGGUGCGUACGCUUUGUCCGCUUCUUGGGACAAGACCCUCCGCCUGUGGGAGCUUGCCACUGGCACCACCACUCGACGAUUCGUCGGCCACACCAACGACAUCCUCUCCGUCUCCUUCUCUGCCGACAACCGCCAGAUCGUCUCUGGUUCCCGCGACCGCACCAUCAAGCUGUGGAACACCCUCGGAGACUGCAAGUUCACCAUCUCCGAAAAGGGCCACACCGAGUGGGUUUCCUGCGUGCGAUUCAGCCCCAACCCCCAGAACCCUGUCAUUGUCUCUGCUGGCUGGGACAAGCUAGUCAAGGUCUGGGAGCUCUCCAGCUGCAAGUUGCAGACCGACCACAUCGGCCACACUGGCUACAUCAACACCGUCACCAUCUCCCCUGACGGCUCCCUCUGCGCCUCUGGUGGCAAGGACGGCACCACCAUGCUCUGGGAUCUUAACGAGUCCAAGCACCUCUACUCCCUCAACGCCAACGACGAGAUCCACGCUCUCGUCUUCUCCCCCAACCGAUACUGGCUCUGCGCUGCCACUGCCAGCAGCAUCAUCAUCUUCGACCUGGAGAAGAAGAGCAAGGUCGAUGAGCUCAAGCCCGAGUUCACCGCUGUCGGCAAGAAGAGCCGGGAGCCCGAGUGUGUUUCCCUCGCCUGGUCUGCUGAUGGCCAAACUCUGUUCGCUGGUUAUACCGACAACGUUAUCCGCGCUUGGGGCGUCAUGUCGAGGGCAUAA